Molecule: messenger RNA, 1988 nt
Organism: Polistes dominula (European paper wasp)
Lineage: Eukaryota; Metazoa; Arthropoda; Insecta; Hymenoptera; Vespidae
Product: protein CEPU-1
Biological process (GO): synapse organization
Cellular component (GO): neuron projection membrane
Source: RefSeq, a predicted model, not a curated record
ACAUUAGAAUGUAUCUGCCAUUUGUUUUCUCAAUUUGUGAUAACUAAGGUAAAAAGAUAAAUGUUUCAUUUGUAAAAAAAAGAAGAUAAUAUCGUGUUAUAUAGGUGAAUGGGAUCCUUAAGCGCAAUCGCAGAUGAAGAAAGUACAGCGCGGGCGCGAUGUACCCCUUCAAUUCGAGCUUUCAAUCCACCCCCAUGAAAACCUACUCUUUAGUACUUCGGGUGCUACCGGAGCGCAUUACCACGAAGAUGGAUUCUUAAAUCGAUUUCUAUUCUUUUUCUUCUCCUUCUUCUUCUUUUAACGACACUAUAAAAUAUAAAUAAUUGUUAUCUCGAUCGGUAAUCAUUUCUCUAAUUGAUUUGUCAUCAAUUUACACAUGCGAUCAUAUUACAGUUGUUCAUGAUUACAGACUGUAAAAGAUCAAACGAUCAUUUCUGUUCGAUCGGUGAAAGUUUAAUCUCGGUGAAAUGUGUAAAAAAAAGAAAAAUCUUUCAACGAUUGACUUAAGUUCAAAGAAGACGUAUUAUCAUCAUUUUGAGAAGAGAAACGUGACAAGGCACGGAUCGUGAUUCGUUCAAAAAAUAAUUAUCAAUUUAAACUGGAGAUUAUUGUCAUCGUUGUAAGAUGCAAAGGAUUAUUUAAAAAUAUGCCAUGCAAUUUGGAAAAGCUCGAUAAUCCAUGAGCAAAGAUGAACGAUAGUCGAAUAUAAAAAAUGGCACCAUUCCACGGCAUGGUCCUACUGUUGCUAGGAAUUGGUUACCUGUUACACGCGGAACCAACUUUCGGUCAUCGCGAUAUAGGCAUAAUCGUGGACGACGUUAGAUCAAGUCACAAAGAUGAUCACGAAUAUUCACCAAUCGUAGCACAUUUUUACGAAGAACAUCUCGACGAGAAGAUGUACAAGAAAUUUCGUAUGAAAAGGCACACAUAUUUUUACGAUGAUCUUCCUCAAAACGUGACGGUUGCUGUUGGUCAAUCAGCCGUUUUGUCGUGUCGCGUAGAAAAUUUAGAAAACAGGACCGUAUCUUGGAUGAGAAAAAAAGACGUAAGGAUUUUAACGUCUAUGAAGACGACGUAUACAGCCGACAAGAGAUUCGUGAUAAUCGGUAAAUCGCCAAACUGGGAUCUGCAAAUUGAUUCUGUACAACCUGACGAUGCUGGUAUUUACGAGUGUCAAGUUAAUACCGAGCCAAAGAUGGACAGAACGGUCAAUUUAAAGGUUUUGGACGUACAAGCGAAAAUCCUUGGUUCCGAAGAGGUAUACGUGAAGAAAGGAAGUAAAAUAAGUUUGACUUGUACCGUCGACAUGCAGGACGUCCCACCGAGCAACGUGACUUGGUAUCACGCUGGUUCGGUCAUCGACUUUGAUAGUCCAAGGGGUGGCGUUUCUCUGGAAACUGAAAAGGGCAAGAGCUUUACCAAAAGCAUGUUGGUAAUAACGCGCGCGUUACUCAACGACAGCGGCAAUUACACGUGCUUCUCAAACAAGGCUGCACCAGCUAGCGUGGUGGUUCACGUGUUGAACGGGGAACAUCCUGCGGCGAUGCAACACGGAGGCAGCGACAGUGUCAACAGAAGAAUAAUCAUGUUCCUCGCGAUCGUUAUUCCGAUCGUGAUAUUUCGGUGAGCGAUGCUGAUUUUAUAUAUCGAACGAACGACGCGUUCCUGUAAUAUAUACCUAUAUAUAUAUAUAUACAUAAACGUAAGAGGAUGUUGGUGCGCGAAUGGAACUGUGAUCGCGAACUUCGAUGUACCUAAUAUGUAAAAACAAAUUGACUUUUCUAUCGACUUAGACAAUUUCAUGUAACCCGUUCUACUCUGAUCACUCUCGUACACACACAUCUACAUACACAGGACACAACAGACAAACACGAUGCGUAUCAUCGUAUCCUAUAAUACGGCGAAACUCAUCGCUGUAAAUUAACGUCGAUCUGUAUCAUUGCAUGUCGAUCCUGAAAUGUAUCAUUGCUACGGCCUAAUAAAUUUCU